Acanthochromis polyacanthus (spiny chromis) is the source of this 4794-nucleotide messenger RNA. RefSeq names its product ceramide synthase 2b (gene cers2b). The record is from RefSeq and is a predicted model, not a curated record. The coding region runs from base 379 to 1512 and encodes 377 amino acids. Gene Ontology annotation, biological process: ceramide biosynthetic process. Gene Ontology annotation, molecular function: sphingosine N-acyltransferase activity; DNA binding. Gene Ontology annotation, cellular component: membrane. Lineage: Eukaryota; Metazoa; Chordata; Actinopteri; Pomacentridae. The transcript has 11 exons.
CUCAGUCCGCUCUGCUGCCGGCCGACCCGCGCCUCUCUCCGGCCACACGCCCUCCAGACCCGCCGCCUCCCGGGACACACGGAGCAGAAGGUUGAACCGACCGGAGCACGACGCCGCCCCGGACGGAGAGAGGAGAAGAAAAGCCAGUCCUCCGCACUGCAGCAUCUCCUCCUCCUCCACAUCUGUUCAGCCAGAGGAAACACUUUGUGCUCCAUGGAAACAUGUAACGGUCCGUCCGGACGCUGACGCCGGACUCGGAGCGCCUUCAGCCCGCGGACCGUGAGCUGCUCCCCGGGAGGAGAAAAAACACCGGAACACGGAUUAACUGUCUGUUGGAAAGCAGCUUUUCUCUCUAGAGGACGGAGACAAACACCAAAGAUGCUGUCCGAGCUCAGCGACUGGUUCUGGCAGGAGCGGCUCUGGUUCCCGGAGGGUCUGGGCUGGGCCGACCUGGAGGACCGGGAUGGACGGGUCUACGCCAAGGCCCGGGACCUGUGGGUGGCGCUGCCCAUUGCCCUCGUCUUCCUCCUCAUCCGGCAGAUCUUCGAAAGGAUGGUGGCGACUCCCCUGGCGUCUCUCCUGGGGGUGAAGGAGACGGUUCGGCUCAGAGCUCCUCAUAACCCCACCCUGGAGUCCUUCUACUGCAGCGUCACCAAGAACCCCACUCAGUCUUUGGUUUGGAGUCUCUGCAAACAGACCGGCUGCUCAGAGCGUCAGGUGCAGCGAUGGUUCAGGAGACGGAGGAACCAGGACCGGCCCAGUCUGCUCAAGAAGUUCCGGGAGGCCAGUUGGAGAUUUACCUUUUACCUUCUUGCUUUCAUUGCUGGCCUGGCCGCCCUCAUCGAUAAACCUUGGCUGUACGAACUGAAGGAGAUGUGGCAAGGCUUCCCUGUGCUGACUCUGCUGCCGUCCCAGUACUGGUACUACAUGAUCGAGCUGGGUUUCUACGGAUCGCUGCUCUUCAGCGUCGCCUCGGACGUCAAACGCAAAGACUUUAAGGAGCAGAUCGUCCACCAUGUAGCCACCAUCCUCCUCAUCAGCUUCUCCUGGUGCGUGAACUACAUCCGAGCUGGAACUCUCAUCAUGCUAGUGCACGACUCCUCCGACUACUUCCUGGAGUCUGCUAAGAUGUUCAACUACGCCGGCUGGAGGAAUGCCUGUAACUACAUCUUCAUCGUGUUCGCUGCCGUCUUCAUCAUCACUCGCCUCGUCAUCUUCCCCUUCUGGAUCAUCUACUGUACGUGGGUCUACCCGGUCACCAUCUACCAGCCCUUCUUCGGAUACUACUUCUUCAACGGGCUGCUGAUGACGCUGCAGUGUCUCCACAUCUUCUGGGCCGUCCUCAUCAUCCGGAUCGCCGUCCGCUUCCUCACCAACAACGAAAAAGUGGACGACGAACGGAGCGACAAAGACGAGACGGACGAGUCUGAGGAGGAAGAGGACGUGAAGAAGAACGGACCGCUGCAGAACGGACAUGCUGUCCACAACAACAACCACAGCAAGACGGAGUGAAGGACAGCAGGACAGAGGACGAACAAGAGAUGGACUCAACCCUCAUCAGGAGGGACGGACAGAAGGAAUCCUCAGAUAUUUUAGGAAACGUGACACUUUAACACAGAAUCACACACAUGUUGAUUAGAGACACCACUUGGUGGCGUCCUUCGUCACCAGAUCAACCAUCGCCUUUAGUCCCAAACCUUCCAGACAGGACGGAGAGGACGGAGAGGACGAGGGCGACGCUGCUUCUACUUUAGCUUUCAUGUUCUAACUGUGUGCCUUAGAGCCGGAUCACGGCUGCUAAAUUACAAAAGAAGCCAUUUUAAAGCUCUCUGCUGUAAAAUUGUGUUGCUUUAUUCUGUUUUUUGUUGUUAGUUUUUACUAAAAGAACAAAUCGAAGUGAGUUUUAUUGUGAAGACGAGACCACGGGGCAUUUAUUUCCCUAAUUUCCUGUCUAUGCAAUGUGUCAGUGUUGAGCUUAUUGCGAUGUCUUUGCACACAGCGUCUCUUAGAGGAAGUCAUACAGCAGCAGAGUUAGGGUUAGCUCUGGAUGCUCUCCAACGUGGCCUGGACCAUUUAUCAGCUGAUUUUAAGUUUAAUUCAUGGUUCUCAUUUCUGUUCUCUACCAUCCCUGCUUCCACUGAGCCAGAAACUAGAGUGAAUGUGUUUUUUCUUUCUGGUUCAGUAAACGGGGACUCAGUGUGACGUUAACUUUCAAUAUCUGAGUUUAACCUUUAAUAUCUGAGUUAACUACAGGUGUGUUUUCAGACGCUUAUAGUUCUGUCUUCACAUCCCUCGUCAGACAGUGUAACACUACGGCUAGCUGUUAGCAUAUAAUAGCUACAUUUGACUCCAGAAUUUAAAGUACAGAUAUCUGUAACAUCAUUCUCAUCAAUCAAAACCACAGUUAGAGAUCUCUAUGAUCCAGUUUAGUCAGAAUAACAAUUCCAAAUACGACUUUUCAGAUACUUAUAAUACAUUCUUGACGUCCCUCCAUAGAUGUUGUACACUAUGAUUAGCCAUUUUAGCAUUUAAAAGCAACAUUUGAGUCCCUAGAAAUUGAACUUUAGAUAUCUGUAGCAUCAUUUUGACCUGUUGAAGCCACAGUUAGAGAUCUCUGCAAUCCAGUUUAGUCAGAAUAUUGAUUUAUCAGACACUUGUAAUGCAGUCUUGACAUCCCUGAAAACAGCUUAACACAUUGGCUAGCUUUUUUUUUUUAGACAUGUAAUAGCUAAAUUUUACUCUGUAAUUUAAACUACAGAUAUAUAUGACAUCAUUCUGACCAGUCCAAACAAUAUUUACAGAAUAACGGCUGCUAUAUUUGACUUAUCAGACAUUUAUAGUUCAGUCUUGACUUCCCUCGUCAGACAGUGUAACACUACGGCUAGCUGCUUUAGAAAUAGCUGAGUUUGACUGUCUGGAAUUUAAAUCCAGAUAUCUUUAAUGUCAUUUUGGCCUGUCAAAACCACAGUUGUAGAUCUCUGUAAUCCAGGUUAGUCAGAAUAAUGAAUACAGAAACAACUUAUCACACACUUAUCAUGCAGUCUUGAUAUCCUUCGCCAGAUAGCCUAAUGCUACGGCUAGCUGCUUUAGCCUGAUAGACUUCCAGUUUUUAUUCCAGAUAUCUAUAAUCCAGACCAGUUAAACUUCCAGGGAUAGAUCUUUACCAGCUGCAGAUAUGUCAAACGUUAUUUAGACCCUCCAGAAAAACGCGGACAAAAAUAUGCGCGAUUCACCUGCCGUCUGGCCGGGGAGUGAUGUGUCCUCUAAUCAGACACUGGGUCUGCUGUGGGGUUACUGGACUGACAGCCUGUGCUCUGGGAGGGGGAGAAGCUCACAGCAGCACCUGCUGCUUGUUGAAAACAGGAACUGCAGAAUGAGCUGAGUUUUCCUGUUAGUCUCCAAAACGGCAGAAAAAGUCGCUAGAUUUGUGGCUAGUCGCUUUUGACAAAAAAAGUCGCUAGGACGCUUUAGAAAGUUGCUAGAUUUAGCGAGAAACUCGCUAAGUUGACAACACUGGUGCCGCUCUGCAUCAGCUCGUGCUUCUAGUGUGUGUGUGAAUGAACUGAUGACGUCAGGCCGGGCGUCACAUAAAAACUCACAACUCCAUUUAUAUCGGUUAAAGUUUUCUCAUUUUAUGCGGAAAUUGUGAAAUCAAGCGGGACCCGCAUAUUUCUUUUUUUUUCGUGGAAAUGUGAGAUUCUUGCAGGAUUUAUGCGCUGUUUUGCAGGGAUUAUGCGGCCUUUUGGGAAAUAACUGACCCCCGCAUAAUCAGCGGCAUUUUGGUGAUUAAUGCGGGAAUUCAUCCGAUCGCAUAAUCGCGUUUUUCUGGAGGGUCUAGUUAUUAAGUUUGAAAUUGUUUUCUCGUUUAACGUCUGGACUUAAGGUGGGCUGCACAUUUCCAUAAGUCAGUUAGUCUGGAAGAACAUUUCAGAUGACUUUAACCGCCAUGUGUUUCUCAUUAUUACAUCUGUGGACAUCUGCAGCUAAAUUCAGUCUCACAUAUCUACGGUUUUAAUGAUUCUGGUUCUGACUAUGCACUGCCACGAUGUUUGAAAAACUGCGGUGUAAUUUUGACAUAUCUGUAAUUCUAUCCUGAGAUAACGAAAACAUCGUUCUGACCAGUUCAGAAUCAAUUUGAUGAGCUACAAAUGAAAAUGUAGAUCUGAAUUAAACAUAUCUUCAAUAAUGAUGAAUUAAACUGCAAAUAUCCACACUUUCUAUGAUGAUAAAUACAUUAAAGACGGACGUCUGCAGUCCAGUCCAGUUCUUAAAUGUUAGAAGUUUUAAUAAGUAGAAGAAAGGGGCCAAAUGUCUUCAGUUCACUGCCGAACAGCCUUUUCCAGAUUUAAAGUGUUGAUCUAAAUUAAUGAUUUUAGGAAUGAUUCUGUGUAUGAAAUGUUUUAUUUUGAAGGCGAUUUCUUGAUAAAUGUGAGAUGACGAGUGUUUUGUCAGUUUUCUGUUGUCACGCUUUAAAGCUUUUCGUAAGUGCCUUAUCUGUAAUGUGUGGGAAGCUCUCCUGUCCUCGUGUCCUCUCCUUUUCUUUCCUGUUUUCACCUCCAAUCUUCUUCAUCUUCACCUGAAAACUCCACGUCAUUGUCCUCCUCCUCACUGAUCCAUCAUUCACCCUCAUUCCACCUUCUUCUCUACUAAUCUGACCGACCAGCAGACUCUUCCCCGGAGACACAACCAACAGCUGUGUCCUGAUUACAGUGUUAUUUUUCUUUUUUUGUAUUUUUUGUUGAAUGAUGCCUCAGUAUUGUUAUUAAUGAUAAAGACGAUGAAUCACAGUGAAAA